This is a messenger RNA of Cynocephalus volans (Philippine flying lemur), 3222 nucleotides long. It is a transcript of the gene LIMA1, whose product is annotated as LIM domain and actin binding 1. The coding region runs from base 281 to 2080 and encodes 599 amino acids. NCBI's taxonomy places the organism in Eukaryota, Metazoa, Chordata, Mammalia, Dermoptera, Cynocephalidae. The transcript is spliced from 8 exons. Gene Ontology annotation, biological process: actin filament bundle assembly. Gene Ontology annotation, cellular component: actin cytoskeleton; plasma membrane. Gene Ontology annotation, molecular function: actin filament binding. The record is from RefSeq and is a predicted model, not a curated record.
GACGCUGACUGUGUUAAAGAAGAAGUGGGAGAACCCAGUGCGGGGAGCAGAGUCUCCCACAGACUCUCUGCGCAACAGCAGCACUGAGACUAGGCACAGAGUUGACCGUCCUCCUGCUGAAGUGACAAGCCACUCUGCUUCUGGAGCCAAAGCUGAUCAAGAGGAACAAAUCCACCCCAGACCUAGAUUCGGAUCACCUCCUGAAGCCCAAAUUCAAUAUCGGUAUCCCCUCAUUGAGGACAGUGAGAAGCUUAAAGACCACUCAACAGAAAGUAAAAAAAUGGAAAAUUGUCUGGGACAGUCCAGGCAUGAAAUAGAAAAAUCAGCAAACAGUGAAAACCCAGAAGCUUCAGGCAAAAUAGAGAAAUAUAAUGUUCCGUUGAACAGGCUUAAGAUGAUGUUUGAGAAAGGUGAACCAACUCAAACCAAGAUUCUUCGGGUCCAAAGCCGAAGUGCAGCUGAAAGAAGGAUCUCUGAAAACAGCUAUUCUCUGGAUGACUUGGAAAUAGGCCCAGGUCAGCUGUCAUCUUCUGCAUUCAACUCAGAGAGAAAUGAGAAUAGGCGAAAUCUGGAACUCCCACGCCUCUCAGAAACGUCCAUAAAGGAUCGAAUGGCCAAGUACCAGGCAGCUGUGUCCAAACAAAGCAGUUCAACCAACUAUACAAAUGAGUUGAAAGCCAGUGGUGGUGAAAUUAAAACUCAUAAAUUGGAGCAAAAGGAGAAUGUGCCUCCAGAUCCUGAGGUCUGCAUCUCCCAUCAGGAGGGAGAAAAGGUUUCUGCAACUGAGAAUAGCUUGGCAGUCCGUUCCACCCCUGUGGAAGAUGACUCUCGUAACUCUCAGGUUAAGAAUGAGGUCCAGCAGCCUGUACAUCCCAAGUCACUAAGUCCAGGUGCCAGAGCCUCCAGCCUUCCUGAAACUUCUCCUCCCAAAGCAGUGAAGAAAUUUCAGGCACCUGCAAGAGAGACCUGCGUGGAAUGUCAGAAGACAGUCUACCCGAUGGAACGUCUCUUGGCUAACCAGCAGGUGUUUCACAUCAGUUGCUUCCGUUGCUCUUAUUGCAACAACAAACUUAGCCUAGGAACAUAUGCAUCUUUACACGGGAGAAUCUAUUGUAAGCCUCACUUCAAUCAACUCUUUAAAUCUAAAGGCAACUAUGAUGAAGGCUUUGGGUACAGACCUCACAAGGAUCUGUGGGCAAGCAAAAGUGAAAAUGAAGAAACUCUGGAGAGACCAGUCCAGCUGCCAAAUGCAGGGGAGACCCCUGAGAGCCCAGGGGUAGAAGAUGCCCCCAUUGCUAAGGUGGGUGUGCUGACUGCAAGUAUGGAAGCCAAGGCCUCCUCUCAGCGGGAAAAGGAAGACAAACCCGCUGAAACCAAGAAGCUGAGGAUCGCCUGGCCACCCCCAACUGAAUUCGGUGGUUCAGGAAGUGCUUUGGAGGAAGGGAUCAAAGUGUCUAAGCCCAAAUGGCCUCCUGAGGAUGAAAUCAGCAAGCCUGAAGCCCCUGAGGACGUAGAUCUGGAUCUGAAGAAGCUAAGACGAUCUUCUUCUCUGAAGGAAAGAAGCCGCCCAUUCACUGUAGCAGCUUCAUUUCGAACCACUUCUGUCAAGAGCCCAAAAGCUUUGACCUCACCUAUCAGGAAAGGCUGGAGCAUGUCAGAGCAGAGCGAGGAGCUUGCUGGAGGAGUAGUUACAGAAAGGAAACAGCUGGAAAAUGCCAAGGGCUUCGAGAAGAAUGGAAGUGUGGGAGAAACAAUCUGGCAAAAUAAGGAAUCUAAAGGAGGGGAGGCAGGGAGAAGUAAGGAAGUUCAUAGUUUUGAGAUGGGGGGUGAGAAUCUUGUAGAAAAUGAUGCAAACUUAGAUGAAGAUGAUGGCAACUUCCUCAAACAGCAGUCUCCACUAGAACCCAAGUCUCCAAAUUGGUCCAGCUUGUUAGACAACACCUCCACUAAAGAGCUCACUACUCAGAAUCAGAAAUCCCAGGAUGUGGGAUUCUGGGAGGGAGAAGUAGUCAAAGAGCUGUCUGUAGAAGAACAGAUAAAGAGAAAUCGGUACUAUGAUGAGGAUGAGGAUGAAGAGUAACAGAUUGUAAUGAUGCUGGGGCCUUAAAUUAAUGUUAGUGUUAGUGAGCCACUGCCCUUUAUUAAAGUGGUGCACAUAAACAGGUGUUAGCAUGAACUGUAAUUUAUGUGGAAGUAACUUUGGAAAAGAGUUCCUGCCUCAAAAAAAAAACCCCAUACUGUAGCUUAAGUGAACCAGUUCUAAAUGCUAGAGAUAACUAUUCUUAAAUCCUCCCUCUUAGCAGUAAUGAUAAGCAUAAGUGCUUUAAGGUCUUUAUAAGUGGGAAAAUAUUCCAGCCGAUGCAGUCCAGGUUCGACUGUAUUCCCAAAAGGCAUUAAAGUAGAUAGAUGAUUAGUAGUACGUUGUUACACAACAAAUAGAAUUGUGGAAUUAGAGUACAUACAGAAGGGAUUUAGGGGCCUCAACAAGACUAAAUGCACUUUGGUAGAAAGGGCACAGUUUGUAUAUUUUUAGAUGAAUAUCAGUUUAAUGUUUUAGUAUUCGUUUGUUACGAGAUCAAAUAUUUAGUCUUUUUAAAAAAUUCAGUUUAAUUUUCCUAACUCUGAUAUAUAUGGGGAAUUUAUUGCUUUGCAUUCUGCUCUCUAAACUAUAUCCUGAACUGAAUUAUUGAGAUAUAAUACAGCCAUCUUUUCAGAGCACCUUUUGAGGCAAUUAAGAAGCAUCCCACAUGCUUUGGUGCUUGGAGAGAUCCACCAUCUCCCAAAUAAGCUAUGGUAUAUUGCCAAUGAGUUUGCCUAUACUCCAAGUGAUUGCUUUCUUUUCUGGUGGUAUCUGUGCUACUCCUAAUUUACUGAAAGCUACACUACUUCUGUAAGAUCUUUUGGAUCACUGUUCAUCAUGCUACAUAUUAGAGCAAAUUAAGGAGUUUACAGGAGGAAUAAUAGAAAGAACCGCCUUAAAUCACUUGAGCUCAGUCAGACCUUGUAUUCCACUUCUGAUGCCCCCUUUCUUAGACACUAAUUUUUAAAUACUUAUCAGCUCUGAAAUGUAUUGAUUUUUAUGGCAGAGUAUUCCCAGGGUGAAAUUAAACCAACUAUAGGCCUUUUUCUUGGAAUGGCUUUCUGGUUUUAAAGCUUUGGAACAUUUUAAACACGAGUACAUUUGUUGUACAUAAUUGAUAUUCCAAACUGUAUGUAUGGAAG